Molecule: messenger RNA, 5395 nt
Organism: Schistosoma intercalatum
Lineage: Eukaryota; Metazoa; Platyhelminthes; Trematoda; Strigeidida; Schistosomatidae
Source: the annotation of a GenBank genome assembly
GACCAUUUGAACCAUUUGAAGGUGAUCACUGUGCGCAAGAUACGAAUCAAUAAGAUAUGCGUGUCUUGUCUUAUUGCUUAAAGUCGUUGGGGGUGUCGAGCAAACUUUUGUCUCGAGGCUUCAUUUCUGCCAGGUUCAGGUCAACCCUCAGUCCAGAAGAUGUAGGCUUUUUUUCAUCCUGUCAGUGUAUACUUUCCAGAGGAUGCGUUACAUACAUUGGUGCUCUUUCGUUUUCCUUGCAGGGUCAUUCACUGUAGGUUCAGUCUUACUGACAAGAGACCUUGCAAAAGCCAAAAAAAUAUCAGAAGGAAAAUAUGGUCUGCCAUCUAUUGGUGGCGAUUUCAAUUUGGUUGACCACAAUGGAAACCCAUGUAAAUUAGCUGAUUUCCGCGGAAAAUGGGUUCUGUUGUACUUUGGGUUCUGCAGAUGUCCAGAUAUAUGCCCAGAACAAAUAGAGAGACUUGUGGAAGUAUCUGACAGAAUAAUGCUUAUUGAAAAACCCAAGUAUCCCUUAGUGCCUGUAUUCAUGUCUGUCGACAGCGAACGUGAUACCCCAGAUAUUUUAGCUAAAUACGUUAAAGAAUUUUCACCACAUCUGAUCGGGCUGACCGGUACUAAAGAAGAAAUUGAUAAAGUUUCUAAGCUCUAUCGUAUUUAUUACAGUACAGGACCAAAAGAUGCAGAUGGCGAUUAUAUUGUUGACCACACUGUUAUAAUGUACUUACUGGAUCCGAAAGGACAAUUCUCCGACUAUUAUGGACAAGUUAAACCAGUACAGGAGAUAGUACAAAAUAUUACAGAAAAAAUGAAUGCAUACAAAGACUAACACUUCGUAUGUUUAUAUGUUCACAUAUGUAUAGUGGAUUACUACUCUUUUAUUGUGUAAUCUGUUCAUUUUCAGUCAAAUAUAAACUACAAUAUUAUUUACCUUUAGUAGUUAGUCUAUAUUGAUGGAUGGAUUUCUUUUAUUUUACUUUCUAAAUUUAAUUACUUGGUAUCUGAAAAAUUUGUGUAGUUAAUUUGACUAAUCUUCGUUCACUGAAACGACUUCCUACUGUUACCAUUAAAAGUAGAAUUAGAAAUAUUUUCCGUAUAUUUAACUCUAUAUAUUUUAUUAAGAUUUUAUACGGCGCGUCGGUGAAAGUGACCAUUUUACAUGGAUAUAAGUAGCAAUUAUUUGAACUUUGUUACUGAUAAAUACAAAAGUUCAGAAUUAUUACACUUAACGUCAGUGGUUUCAAGAAGUUAUUUUGGUAAAAAGGGAUAUUAUAGCAAAGAAAGUAAUUAAUUUACUAGAGAUGCUAAUGUUAUCCAAUCUCUCAACAGAUCAAAUAGCACUCUUCAAGGUGUAUACAGUUAGUUGUUGAUGAAAUGAUUCUCACAUCUCUGCUAGAUAGUUGGCUAUCUUCUGUCAUGCUGAAUUAAUCAUUAGUUAUAUAGGUCUGAGUGGGAUGUUCGAUAUGUGUAUCUUUGAUAGACCACACAUGUAUGGCAAAUAAAACCACUUAAGCCUUUAAUAACUAUACGUAGAGCUGUCAGUGAUUCUUUUCUCCUUUGAAUUAGUCAAGUUUGCUAUAUUUGUCUAUGCUAGUCAUUUAAAAUGGACUAAAUUUUGGUAACCUUUAUUUGGCUGCAAUAUUAUUAUCUUGUCUUUGUUUUGUAAGUGUGGCAAUCAAAUUUCGUGUUCAUUAGAUAGUAUUCUCAAGUCUGAAGUGGGUGAGGUAAAGUAGUAGUUACCGAUAUCGACUAAUUUAUAUUGAAACCAACCCUUAUUGUUCUCAUUUACUGAAUUCCAGUCCUUCAACCUGUCAAAAAGUUUGCUUAUUGAGCUCUAGCAUCCAUUUUAUCAAUAGUCUUAUAGGAUAUGAAAUUUGAAUCCAUAUGCAGCUUCAUUCUCUAUUUUGUUUAAUUCUAAACUCAAUAGGUUAUAAAAAAUUUUAAUUGUUACUCAAAAACCAUAUAAUUGUUCUUUCAAAAAUGUCGUCUACAGUUUUGCGAAAUUUCUCGCAUACUCUGUUUCGAAAAUCCCGGAUGUAGGGUUUAUUGUUAGACAUAAAAAAAUUAAAGACAAUCCGAAAGAAGAUAGUCAUUGGAAGGGGCUGCCUUUACCUAUCUGAGUUUUGAUCAGUCAAAAUUUUGCGAAGAAAUUUGGCAGACGACUUAGCAUUGGAUGCUAUAAAAUCUACCCCGAAGCCAAACUUAUAAUCUUGUGUAAAGCAUGUGCAAUCAAGAGUUGACAGAUACUUUUUUCAUUUUAGCAACGAUUAUAUCUGUAUUGGCAUUACGGUUUCACUUGGUGUACUGCAUCUGAGAGGCUCGUGGAAAUUUCUCUAAGAGGCAUUAUUUUCUUUAGCAGAGUCUUCAGAUCAUAUCCCGAGAAGUCUUCGUUCAAUAAAAAUAAAGGUGUGUAGUAGUACAGUAAUUUCUAAGCGUUUCUCGGGCACGAGACAUCAGGUGGACUUUAUGUGAUAUUCCAAAUUGGUUAGUAGGCAACCAAACUCUAGUCUACUAAAAUCUCAAGCUUCUGCUAUCAAGCAUAAAAAAAUUGACUCGUGUUCAAAAACAAGCGUCAGGGUAACCCAUGUAACGUAACUUACAUGGUUAGGUCAGAUUUUUAACGUCCCUUCAUUUGGUCAAUUCCUCGCAUUAUUUCCUGGUUCUCUUUCGAUAGGUUUACUUCAAACUGACUUAGCUUCAUUUAUUUUAUUAUUCUUUUGAGAUUUUGCUCACUACAUAAUCACUUAUUUCUAGCCCCUUUGGUUUGUUGUUUUGCUUUCAGUGUUCUCGAGUAUCCUCCAUACGACAUCGUAAUAUUUUAUUCCAUCUCUUAACCUUAUUCAGAUAUUUACCAUAAUAAUUUCCAAGCUACAUUACAAUUUUGAUUUUUGAAUAUUAUAGAUUGUAGUGAGUUGAUGAGAACCUAGUUCAGAGAACUCAAUACUAUCGACAACGAAUACAGAUAUUUGAAUAAAUUAUAUAAUUUCCAACAACCAGUUCACCAUCCAUCAGUACAAAUAAUUGUUGAAUGUAUUCUUGUUAUAAAUAAUAGAAAUAAACUUGAUUAUUGCAUCAUUAGACCAAUAACUUUGUAGGUUUGUAGUUCAAGUCAUAUGUUUCGUUAAUUCUACCUAUGUAAAUAACUGAAUUCAUGUUAUUUUACCUAACUUAUUGUUCCUUUACUGUACUCAAUGUUAGAUUGCCCUUUCUGUGUUCACUCAGGUAAGGCGAUCAUGAUAAUCUCUAAACAAACCUAAAAUCUACUAACAAAAGAUAUUGUAUAUCACUGUUGGCAUGGGUUAGAUUUAUCCUGUUGUUGAUGCUAAGGACUGGUGGAUCCCCGAAUAGGGCAUGACGCAUGUCUUGAAUUUCAUAGCUACCCAAAAUACAUAUUUUAUUCGUCCUAUGAUUUCACAGUUACUUUGAUGAUUUUAAUAUUCCAUCUAGAAUAAAUAACGUGAAGAAAAGAGUAUUAAAAGUGAUCACACAAUGACUGACAAACGAGGUUUCUAUUGAUAUUAUUAUUGCUAUAAAUCUGUUCAUUUAAACGUCAAUUUAAAACUACUUAUCUAGUUUAUAAGUAAAAAUAUGCUCAUAUAUGACAAUAUCAAAGUUAAGGUAUUCGGCAAAAUGUACAAUUGAUUCAAUAAGAAAAAUGAAACGGGAAAAACCAUGUAAAGAUAGUAUCUAAAAAUUGACGUCUGAAAGUGGUAGCUUGAAAAUCAGAGAACGAAUGGUCAAUUUUGAAUGAUCAAUCGGUGCAUACAUUUAUACCAGAAUCAUAUGUAUUCGAAGAAGGGUCGAUUUGAGAAAUAAGUUAACAUCUUAAAUCUAACCGCUCAUGAUAAACACAACUACUUAACCAAUACACUUCCAGGCAUCACUAAAGCCAUCACCUUAAAGCAUUGAAUAAGUUUAAUUUCUAGAGUCUAUACAAAUUUGCAUGAUAGGGCAACAAUACAUAGAAGUAUAUAUAAAAAAACAUCCUGGUUAUUCUAUUAUAGAAAAUUUCUAACUAUAGUCUUUCAAGGUCAUCUUAGUGUAGCAUGUUCAACUCCUCUUAGUACUAUCAUUGUUUACAUUUCCGCUUAUCGUCUAUGCACUCGUUUUAUCUUUUCACUAAAAAAAUAUCCCUAAUACAAUCCAAUUACAAUGAUGUGACUUUGUGAAAUGUUGUAGAAGUAUUAUUCAAUUGAUCACCACUGUUUAUGUUAUAAGUUGUCAUUGCACUAGGGUUUGUAUGGUUCAUUUUACAUAUUUCUUUACAUUUUGUUAAUAAGGAUUCAUCUAUUGAAUUAAGACGGGAUAUUGUUAUUAUUUCUUCACUUUUUGUCCGGUGAUGACAUAAUGUUUUUUGGAAAUGUUCCCCGAUUUCAUUGAUAGUAGAUUGCUAUAAAAUAGAAAGCAAAUUUAAUAUUUAAAUGUAUGAAUGGGAAGUAUUAGUAAAUAAAAAUAUAAUAAAUGAGUGUGUGUGAACAAUUUAUCAUAUGGUAUCGAAAUAGGUUAUUGAUUAUGUUAGAAUUUUAUAUUACUGGUAAAAAGUGAUUAUAAUCAAACCAAAUACUGUCCUUCAGGUAAUCUACUCGAUGGAUUGAAUUAAGAUUAAUUAAAGUGACCGGUUUAUUUGAUAUCUGGAUAUAAUGUAAUAGCCUGGUUCUGUAUACCUUGAACAUUUCGUUAAACUCUGAAGGAUUAUUAAGUUAUCCCAUGUGAAAUGAAUCUGCAUACUUUUUCUGCUCGUUUCAAAUUUGAUCUGCUUUUUAGUUAUGCCUGAAAUAAAAUCUCUCUCAAACUUCGCAUCUGGCUUGUUGAUAUCCAGCGGUUCUGGUGAAGUUAUCACGGCCAAAAUAGUAUGAACUGAUCAGUUGAUGAGAAAUACCUAUGAUGGCGUAGCGAAGAUUAGUACUUUCUAUUAUACUACAAAGUGACAUCGACUGAUGAAUUAUUGAGACUGUCAUCUAGUAAAAUGUUCUACUCUCAGCGUAAAUAAGUAUAUUAGUCAUAACAAUUGAAGUUGCAAUCCAGUAGAUUAUAUGUUACAAGUUCAUGUUAUAGUGAUGGCUUGAAGUUGAUUAUCCCAAAUUAUUCUACUAAUUCAUCUCUACAUAAGGCAAUAGCUUAAUUCAGUUCUUAUGAGUAUUGUAAACCUUCCAUAAUAAUUUGACUUCAAUAUAAUGAUACAUGUACUUUUGUCUUCCUCACUGUUGUUUUGAUUUAUCCAUUGUAGUUGACAUUUCCACUAUUGUAUUCCUUAUUUUCAUUUUUAUAAAUGUAGUAUGUACAAUAUGUAUUUCAGUGUGCGUUACCUACUUCGUUUUGAAUAGUUAGACGUGCCAUUACUUAUUUGUAGCUCAAAGUUUUGUUGUAUGGAAAUUUCUGAAGAAAACCAGUGGUUUGA